AGCAGGGAUAUUGAACAGUGAACUGUGCUUCAGGAAGUGGCUCAAUUAUAGAAAGAAAAACUGGAUUUGUUCGUUUCAUCAAGUUCUUAGUAAUUAGAUUGGAUAUAAACAUCUGUGGUGAGGCUAAACAUCCAGUGUUGGGCAGUGCUGGGACUUUGAAACUUGCUGCAGGGCUGUCAUUCCGUUGUUAAAGGUAAAAUACUCUUCACCGACGUCUUUGGGUUGGAGUUAGUAGCUGAAAACACAUGGACCUAAUGUUAUUGCAGCCUGAUUUUUUCGUCUUUAAUGGACAUACGUCGCUUUACUAAAGCCCCUUUUCCUACUCAAUUAACACCCGUUUCCUCGGUCGUUUUUCGGCUGCAAGAGUGAGUACAUGUAAAAGUUGAUCUUUAUUCACUCAGGUCUGUGCCGUCAUUGGUUCAGAGUGAUCACAUGACUGAUGCGAGCGCUCACUUCUCCUCUUCUAUUUCAUCGUGUUUUUUAAAAUUUGACCUUAUAUUUGUACCAGUCGACUGAAAAGAAGGACAAAGUGGUGAGUUUAAUUUCUGUUUUACGGACUGUCACUUAAACGCAACAUUGAUCGUCAGGACCGUGUUUGAGAUGAACACUGCAGAGAAUCUGGUCCGUGCUUCUGCUGUUAUAGUGUUAUCGCUUCUCGGCCUUUUGGCUAAGAUCAAGUGUAGUAUCUGUUCUUAUCAGUUUAAUAUCUGAUACGUCCCCUACCCGGGGACCAUAUAUUAAAUUGAUUUUUGGAACUGGGAGAUGGAAUAGGGGCUUGCUCCGUCCACUCCACGCAUCGACCUGGUAUUGCAGCACAUCCAGGAACGGUGCACCCCCCUCAUCAUGUUGAAAAAUAGAACUGACCUCUGCUACAGUGGCCAUUGUCUUUACGCCGUUACCGCCAUACAUCUGAUUACUACUAAUGAUAGUUAUAUGAUAGCUGUAGACUGUAUAUGAUAGGAUGUAAACACAUGUAACCCUUAAUGUUAAAUCAAUUAAAUGUUUGCAGUUCUCGUAAACACAAGUAAAUAGAUCUGUAUAUAAGUGCUAUGUAUAACUGUUAUUAACUAAAGUAUAAGUUAUGGGGGAAAGUGACAGUAUGAUAUUCUAAAUGUAAAGUAAUAAAAUGUAUCAAAUAAAUACCCCACAGGGUAUUAAAUAGGGUAUAAUACUGUUUUUUGUUUGUUUGGUUUGUGUGUGUGUGUGUGUGUGUGUGUGUGUGUGUGUGUGUGAGUGUGUGUGUGUGUGUGUGUGUGUGUGUGUGUGUGUGUGUUAAGAAAAAACAUGAUGACUAAACCCUGUGUGCAUGAGGUGGUAAGUUGAGUGUAAAAUAAGUAAAAUGGCUUCUAAAAUAUUAUUUUAGGGCUGAUCAUAGAUCAUACAAAACACUGCCGAUACAAUCACUAGGUUUGAUCAUUUUUAGACCUUGAGACUGGCAUAAAUGUCUCUGAUCAUGAUUAAACUUUACUGUAGUAAAGAGCUGCAGCCUGAAAUGAUGCUAACUGAUCUGAUAUUUUUAUGAUGAUGUGUCCUCAAACCUGAACAUACUGUAUGUUCACAAGUGUCUGCUUUGAUUUGGAUUCACAUCUGCAGAACAAAGACCUGAAUGUUGGUCUGAGUGGUCUUUUGCUCUGUGUAAAUCUGAUUUUUUUUUUUUUAAUCACAGGAGGAGGUAAACACUCAGGGGGGUGUGUCCCAGUCUGCUGACACCAAGAACGGGUGAGUAACAGGAACAGUGAUUUGCCUUCACUUCUGAAUUUCCUGCUUAUUAAAUACCAGUUUGAUGGAUUUCUAGAGACAGCAUUGCAUACACCUGGUUUUCCCUUUAUCUGAGAAGGAUACAAUGCAAUGCAUGGCAGAUUUUAACCCUGUUUUUAUGGUUCUGGUUGGGAGCAUAAGCGAGCCUGUGGUCAGUCCAAAAAUAGCUCCAGUCUGCUUCUAUGAAUAACAGCAGAGCUGGCAAUAGGAGGUUUGGUCAGAGCUCUCUGCUACUUGAACAUGUAGUUCAGAAAUUUGUUUUGUUUAGUUUUUUUUGGAAUUGAAUGAUAAAACCCUUUUUUUUUCCAGAAGAGGAAUUGUUUAGGCUGGAACUGGCUCAUGAAAAUGGAUAACUUUUGUUAAUAUUUAUAUUUUUAAAAAAUUUCAAGUAAGAAGUGAACUGUGAGUAAUUCUGCCUCUGUCAUUAGCCAGAAAGUUGAUUCAUCAUAUUUAAUAUUUUGGAAGAAUCAUUUUUCACUGAUGAAAAAAACCAGCAACAUGAAUUUUAUGAUUUUUAUUAUUUGCUGAUGUUAUAAAAACUUUGCUGAGAUGUUCAUAUUUUAAUCUGGGGCCACUGAUCUUUGGUUUUCAGCAAUUACACACAGUCGUGAUGCUUCUGAGGUUGAUGUCGACACAAACGUCAAGCUCUGUCAACUGUACAUUAGCUGAUCCUAACCCAGCUGACGGUUAUGUCUUAUUUGCAUCAAACAGGCAAAUUAAAAAGCAGGUACCAGCCUGCCUUCUUCUCCUGCUUCCACCCCAGCCCUUCUCUUUAAUAAUGCUGUCUGAUUUUAUCAGUCUCAUUUAAACUGACAAUCAUUGCUGCUCUGUUCUGGACCCUGGAGGGUCUUUGCUGCUGCUCUGGUAUCCUAUGUGUGUAAGAGGAAGAGCAGGGAUCUCUCAUUGCAUACGAAUCAUGUUCUUUGACUGACAAAGUCCAGCGUGAACUAAGGAUAAAGAAGCUGGGCUUUUAAUUUGUAAACACCUUUUGAAUUUGUAAAAUCAGACACGGCAGGAUUGUGAAAACUAAUGACUCUCAUCUCUGUCUAUUCACACUGUCACUGUCUCCUGCCUGUGUCUCUUCUUCUCAUUCAGCAGGUGAAUCCUUAAACAUGACCUCUCCAGAAAUCGCCUCUCUCUCCUGGGGACACAUGAAGGUGAAGGGAUGCUCCACCAACUACAAGGACUGUAAGGUUUGGCCCGGAGGCAGCCGGGCCUGGGACUGGAGAGAGACUGGGACUGAUGUGAGCGAAACUGGAACCCAAGCACCCAGAACAUUACGGAAAAACUACAACUCAAACAUUGAUGCAUGUACUCACAGUUUUCUCAUUUUUUUGCUCAGCAUCACCCUGGAGUGCAACCUGCUGACCUGGAAGAGGUACUAAAGAAGGGAGUGGACCUGCUGGUUAUUGGCAGAGGCAUGAGUGAAGCUCUGCAGGUAAGACAUCUCUAAAGCUGUGCUUUUAUUCAGACUUCACAGCUUUGAGAAAUCCCUGUGAGCUGUUCUGUAUUUGGCGAUGACAGCUUGGAGAAGUCAAGUACAGUAGAAAAGUCAGUUAUUUUCCCCCCUCUGUGUGUUUGUUUGUGCUCUCAUCUUUCGGUCAGGUCCCCUCGACAACUGUGGACUUUGUGAAGCAGAAAGGUGUUGAUGUCAGAGUCCUGCAGACGGAGAGGGCUGUCGCUGAGUACAACAAAUUGGCCGGCCAGGGUGCAAAGGUGGGCGGGGUCUUCCACUCUACUUGCUGAUGUGGUUGCCCUCAGGUUGCUGCACCGGCUGCACGAUUGGCAGGAGAUGAAGUAGGCUGCAUGACAGACUGAUCUCCACCUACUACACUAGCUCUGGCUCAAUUGUAGAAAACUGACACAGAAAUUGGUUGAAUCUUGAAUCUGAGACAUGAAUGCUUGCAUUUAACUUAAGCGAGGUAAAAAAAUAUGGAGGAAAGUCUAUUGACUCUAUUUUUGUGCCUCGCCGGCGGCGUGGUGUAGGCACGUCGUAAAUCGUGCCAACAAGGCGUGCCCAAGCACAUUUUGUAUGUUGGUGAGUGGCGCAGUCCGGCGGAAGUAUUCCCCCUCCCUAUCUCAGCUCCUCCCAGCUGCGUAAGUCGUAGAGAGGGAGGCGAUAAGGCAUGGAGUGGGUUUAACACAGCCGGGACCUGUUUUUUCGCCAAUCACAUCAGCUCCUCUCCUCGCCUUUGAAUCCACCACCGGCGAGGCGUAUUACAAUUUUCGUGAAGUAGUCAAAGAGAUCAAGAGAUGCCUGAAGACAGUAAUGCCACACGAUGGCGACAGAAGGCAGCUCCUCAACUAGUGUCGCUGUAAGCGCUGCAGAGGGCGUCCUCCACACUGUCUCAUAUGAGCACAGAGGGAUUUGGUGUGUGUAAUUUAAUUAAAAGGGUGUUUGUCUUACCAGUGGGUCCACAAAUAAAGACACUCACAUAAAGUUGCUCAUAUUCAAACCUCACGUGACAAAGGUGGGUUGUGCGCACAGAUCACAACAUAAAUUACAAUAAUGGCAUUAAAAUCGGAACCAUCAGUGCGUAAAUGACGCAUCACGCUCCGUGGCCUGGCUCUUUCUUUCAUAGAUGUUGGCAUAUAAAAUAAAUUUGGCUCACAAAACUGAAUAUUAUAAUAUCCGUAUGUCGGCUUAAAGUAAAUAACUCAUCUGAUCACUAAAACAAAUCAUCUGUUCAGCCGUUGCUGCAGCAGCUGCAGCAGGACGGAGAGAGGACACGGAGACAUGUCCAGGUCAAGCUGCGUGAGAAAUAAGAGGAAGAGGAAGAAAACAGGUUAUGUUAUUCGUCUCCCUCCUUUUCUAACUUCAUCAUGUGUGUCUAUUUACUAGAUAUUAAUUUAAUUUGAUGUGGUUUCAGCUGUGUUGAUUCGGUCAAGUUGAGUGUCCAAACGCAUACCAAAUGCGCUCAUCAGAUCAGAUAUAGAUCAAGAUAUAUCUAUAUAGAUCUAAAUGUAUGUGCUAAAACUUAAUAUUAGUUGUUGAUGAUUAUUUAUUGCACUGAAAUGUGCCUGACACUGUGGAAACCUGCCUGUGAGGCAUCAGUGACGUAUGUGCACUACGACGCCGGUCUACCAAAAUACCACUAAAAUACCACUAGACUAGCUGCGCUCUGCCUGCGCAGAAAGCUGACCAGGUUUGAAUUGGCAAGCUUUCAGCGCACUUUCUAUGCCGCCAGCGAGCACGAAAAUGGCACUGCGCCAGCUGAUUCUGUCGACACCUCCCCCUGCCGCGCCAUAACGCCCAGAUUUGCGGACCUAGGUGCGCCUCUGUCUAUGAAAAUAUCAAACUGUCUGUACGCCGGGCUCUGCCAGAUGAAAAUACCACUGUGUGGGGUCCGCCACCCUCCGCCGCACCGCCAGCAGGCACGAAAAUAGAGCCCUAAGCAUCAGUGACGUCAGUGAGAGGAAAGCAACACUUUAAAUAUUGUGUGCACAGCCUUUAGAGACAAUCUCUUUAUAUGGCUUUUUAGAGUAAAGUGACCAUUGAAAGCGUCAUCUUAAAUGUACAGAUUUGAUCGUGUUUUCAUUGAUGUUGAUGAAUGUGCCUUGUUUGUCAUGAGGGAAAAUGUACUUGUGCUUGUUUGCUAUAAAAUAAAAUCAGAGAACAAAUCUGGA
Messenger RNA from Xyrichtys novacula (pearly razorfish), 5385 nucleotides. Lineage: Eukaryota; Metazoa; Chordata; Actinopteri; Labriformes; Labridae. The record is from the annotation of a GenBank genome assembly.